AUGGGCCGUUCUACCCCCAUGGAUCGUUCUACCCCCGUGGCCCCUUCUACCCCCGUGGGCCGUUUCACACCCCGUCCAAAACUUUCCCGCAGCGUGUCCCCGCAAGAGUUCCUCGGUGGCACCCGCUGGAUCGUGGUCCAUUUCCACGACAUGGCCCUAGCCGACAACGUCGACAUCAUGGAGGUUGUGCUCGACAAGGUGCGGAACCGAGAGUAUCAAUGCUACACCCAUGAGCCUUGGGAGGACUACUACACCUACAAAUUCGAGGUGAACAUCCCGGCGAAUGUGGAGUCGGAAGAGGGUUGCCAAAACACGGCCGUUGAGUUCCUCUCGAAUCAGCAUAAGGACGCGGUCUAUUUGAGGAAUAAGUUGAGGGCUGAGAAGGCUAUCCAAGAUAAGGAGGAAAGAGAGAAUCUCGCUCGUUUCAAGGAGGAGUUUUAUUCGAUCAAGAAGAACCCUUCGUCCUCUUAUGUGCCGGUUAGCGAUGAGAUGGAGAGAAACACUGGGAGAAAGAUUGAGGAACUGAGCGUAGACUUCAUUGAAAUUCACGAUGCCCACGGAUACCUGAUCUCUUCCUUCAUGAGCCCUUCUGCAAACCAUCGGACCGAUCAGUAUGGUGGCAGCUUUGAGAACCGCAUCCGACUCGCCUUGGAGGUCGCUGAGCUGACACGUGGGACCGUGGGCCCUAAGAUGCCCGUAUUCUUCCGCAUUUCCGCCACAGACUGGCUGGAGAAGAGCCUCGCCGACGAGAAGGGCUGGAAAGCCGAUGAUACCGUUGAAUUUGCUCGCACAUUGGCAGCUCAAGGCCAUGUAGACCUGAUCGACAUCAGCAGCGGUAGUAUCCACGGCGCCCAAAAAAUCACAUACGGCGGCGGUCCCGGAGCCACUUUCCAGACACCUUUCGCGGCAGUCGUGAAGAAAGCGGUUGGUGAUCGCUUGCUGGUUGCCGCGGUCGGAAUGAUUAAUCACGCGCACUUGGCCCAGGAGAUCUUGCAGGACUAUAACCUGGAUGUAGUGUUGGUGGGAAGGACAUUCCAGCGGAAUACGGGCAUGGCGUGGCAUUUCUCCAAAGAUCUGAACGUGGAAAUUUCGAUGGCGGCGCAAAUUCGGUGGGGAUUUACCAGUUCUCGCGGCUCUUCGGACUAUAUUCAGCCAAACUCGAUGAAGGCCUCUAUCUUCGAGUAA
Messenger RNA from Aspergillus affinis, 1185 nucleotides. RefSeq names its product NADH-dependent flavin oxidoreductase. Gene Ontology annotation, molecular function: FMN binding; NADPH dehydrogenase activity; NADP binding. The transcript is spliced from 2 exons. Gene Ontology annotation, cellular component: intracellular anatomical structure. The record is from RefSeq and is a predicted model, not a curated record. Lineage: Eukaryota; Fungi; Ascomycota; Eurotiomycetes; Eurotiales; Aspergillaceae. Bases 1 to 1185 code for a protein of 394 amino acids.